Coregonus sp. 'balchen' is the source of this 1645-nucleotide messenger RNA. The record is from the annotation of a GenBank genome assembly. Lineage: Eukaryota; Metazoa; Chordata; Actinopteri; Salmoniformes; Salmonidae.
AUGACGAGCUCUGCGGUUCAACUUCUCGGUUAUGCUCUUACUUUGAUCGGUCUUGUUGCCUCAAUGAUUGCCACCAAUAUGGUGGAGUGGAAAAGGCACUCUUACACAGAGAGCACGGUAACAUCGAAGGAAACUUACCUGGGGCUGUGGAUGUCAUGCACCGUCGACGCCACCAAACACACGAUGUGCGUCAAUUACAAGUCACUCUUUCACCUGCCAGGUAAGUUUUCCAUAGCGUCUGUCAUCAUCAACGCCAUUCGUUCACUAGUGGUCACUCACCUUCAGAGCAGGCACAAUAUAGCUUAAUAUAAUGGUAGGCUACUUGUUGAUGUUUAAUGCAAUGAGAAGAUAUAAAUAUAAGCCUAAUGUUAAUAAUGUUGAUCAUUAAAACUGAUGACAGCUACCAUUUAUUAUUACAAAUAGUACUUGUUCACACACAGUUCAAGUGUAUUUUCUUUCUCUUAGUAAGUUUCACACUGACUCAUGACUUUGAUAUGGAUGUGUUCAAUGUAGCCAUAUUCAAUGUUGGUGUAUGUUUGACUGUUGAGUGUUGAGAGUAUGGGUUGACCUCUGACAUUUACCCUGUGUGUGUGUGUGUGUGUGUAGCGGAGAUUCUGACCACCCGAGUGGUGAUGAUCCUCAGUGUCCUGUUGUCAGCCGUUGGGGUGCUGGUAGCCACGCUGGGGAUGAGAUGCACCCGGUGCCUGGAGGAGGAUGAAGAGGAGAAGGAUAGAGUAGCCAUUGUUGGAGGAUUCCUCUUCAUCAUCGCAGGUACAGUCGGCUACUUUAUCAUAUCAGUAAUGAAAGUUGUUUUCAUCCAUUUUAGCUCUGAACAGUAAAUGCUACAUUGUGAAAUGCCAAGAAAUGGUCCCAUCUGACAUCACAUAACUCCGUGCUUUAGCGUACAGCUCUGUACCGUAGCCCAAAAUGCUGCUAUUACCACUUGUACAACUGAAAAUGCUGCUAGUUUUAACUCUAGGUUGAGUAGCAGAAGCUGAUAAUGAAAUAGUGUGUAAUAAGAUGUUCUAAUAUUGUAUUCUCUGUAGGUGUUCUGGCCAUAUCAGUAACCUCCUGGUUUGCCAACGCCAUCAUCCAGUCCUUUGAAUUCUCAGACUCACCUACCUCCUUACAUAACAGGUACUGUCCAGUAGCACGUAUCAGAAUUAUCCAUGGCUGUAUGUGUUAAGACUCGUAAUAGUCUUUAGACUGAGCCCUAUCAAUGCACUACUUUUGACCAAGGACCCAUAGGACGGCUCUAGUCAGAAGAAGGGCGCAAAAUACGGAAUAGGAUACCAUUUGGGAUGCAAGCUAAGAAACUACACCUGGCUGUAGUGCAAUUUAUAUCAAAUUGUUAUUUAGAAUUUGAAUUCUACACAUAGUUUAUUCUGUGUUUUGCGGCUGAUGUGGACUACAUUCUGUGGUGUUGACUGGGUUUAAUUUUUUUGUGUUUCUUGUUUAAUCCGACAGGUUUGAGUUUGGCAAUGCUGUGCUGGUGAGCUGGGCUGCAGGCAUCUGCUCUGUGGUGGGCGGAUCUCUCCUGGGCUGCAGGUGUCUGAGUAGUUGUCCCAAGGGCUCACUCUCAGUCUCAUCCUUCACUCAACCCAAAGUAGUCCCUGGCACCAGGCUCGGAACCCACUAUGUUUAA